Molecule: messenger RNA, 1253 nt
Organism: Myxozyma melibiosi
Lineage: Eukaryota; Fungi; Ascomycota; Lipomycetes; Lipomycetales; Lipomycetaceae
Product: DHHC palmitoyltransferase-domain-containing protein
Exons: 2
Coding region: 93-1253 (386 amino acids)
Molecular function (GO): palmitoyltransferase activity
Source: RefSeq, a predicted model, not a curated record
AUAGAUCAUCACGAGCGCUGAUAGAUACUUAAAACCAGCUGUUGGUAUUCUGUGAGGUCUUUGGUACUGCUUAUUGUGUUAUCAGAGAAGCUAUGCCUCCCGCCCGGCCUCGACAUAUGAGCCGGUCUUCUCAGAGCAGCUGUUCCGCCGCUUCAUGGAACAGGUUCUGUUGCUCCCUCGCGACCGCCUUCCCGUGGGUCUCGGUGAACCUGCUGCUCACAUGGGCGUACUACGUUCUCGUCAUUGACAUUGGCGUCCACCAGUUCUCGGGCUGCUCGUCCGGUACGAUCGUGGUCCUGGGCACCGCAACUUAUCUCAUGUGCGAGAUUAACUAUUUCCUGAUCGUCCGCAACGGUGCCCGUGGACCACCUCGGACUCUUCAGCUUGCGUCCGACGACGACCAAGCCGCGAGCUCGUCUUCUGCCAUCCCGGAUCUUGAAGCCGGAACCGAGUCUCUACUCCCGCAGUCCGUGCUCGCCAAAGAAAACGGCCAGCAGCGAUUCUGCUCAAAGUGCAAGUGCUGGAAACCAGAUCGGACGCACCACUGCAGCUCGUGCAAGAAAUGCGUGUUGAAGAUGGACCACCAUUGUCCGUGGUUCUCGACCUGUAUCGGCUUUUAUAAUCACAAGUUCUUUAUCUUGUUCUUGCUCUACGUCGUCUUGCUUUGCGGAAUGUCUUUUGUAGUGUCUGGAUCAGCGUUGCUGGAGUGGAUCGAUACCCCUGAUGACGCCAAAGACUAUAUCUCGCUAAAUUGGGUAUUCCUCAUGGUCAUCUCCCUCAUCUUCGGCAUCGCCGUCGGCGUCUUCCUAGCCUACCAACUCUACCUCCUCUUCGCCAACAAAACAACUCUCGAAGCCAUGGAACCUCAGCGCUACAAAUCCAAGCUUCCUUCCAACUCAUUCCGCUACUCCGAAGCACCUUCCUCCCGAACCGUCGGCAACGUCUUCGACCUCGGCUGGCGCGCAAACUUCCGCCAAACGAUGGGCGACAACCCGCUCCUCUGGUUCCUACCUGUGCAGACGGCGAAGGGCAACGGCACGCUUUUCCCUGUCAACCCCGUCAUCCUCGGCCAGAUCAAGAGACAGGCGGAGCAGGAGUCGCAGCUUCUGGGUAAUCUACAGGGAUACUUGGCUCGGAAUUCAGCAGAUAGCUCGCGCUCGGGCGCGCAUGUCAUGGCUACUUCGGACGAGGACGAGUUCAACGGACGGGUCAGUGUCGAGUUCCGAGCAUCUGCAGGCGGAAGACGAGAUUAG